AUGGUUUGCGGUGGCUUUGCCUGCUCCAAGAAUGCACUGUGCGCGCUCAACGUGGUUUACAUGCUGGUAGGCUUAUUGCUCAUCGGAGUGGCUGCUUGGGGUAAGGGCCUGGGUCUGGUGUCCAGCAUCCAUAUCAUCGGAGGAGUCAUUGCUGUGGGAGUCUUCCUCCUGCUCAUCGCAGUGGCUGGACUGAUCGGUGCUAUUAACCACCACCAAGUUCUGCUGUUCUUUUACAUGAUCAUCCUUGGUUUGGUCUUCGUUUUCCAAUUUGGAAUCUCUUGGUCAUGCCUGGCCAUUAACCGAAGCAAACAGACAGAUGUCAUCAAUGCUUCUUGGUGGGUCAUGAGCAACAAGACUCGGGAUGAACUGGAAAGAAGUUUUGAUUGUUGUGGCUUAUUCAACCUCACCACCAUGUAUCAACAAGAUUAUGCUUUUUGCACUGCAGUCUGCAAGAGCCGGAGACCCACGUGCCAGAUGUGUGGUGAAAAGUUUCUUAAACAUUCAGAUGAAGCCCUAAAAAUCCUGGGGGGUGUUGGACUCUUCUUUAGCUUUACGGAGAUCCUUGGUGUCUGGCUGGCAAUGAGAUUUCGGAAUCAGAAGGAUCCUCGUGCCAACCCCAGUGCCUUUCUCUGA
Molecule: messenger RNA, 633 nt
Organism: Pipistrellus nathusii (Nathusius's pipistrelle)
Lineage: Eukaryota; Metazoa; Chordata; Mammalia; Chiroptera; Vespertilionidae
Source: the annotation of a GenBank genome assembly